AUGGCCUCCGUGACAACGACAGUGCCAGUGACAGCCACGUUGAGAGCGGCUGGUGUUGAAAAUUCACCCCAUAAUGGCAUGGCUGCACGUCCACUACCAUCCACCUACUGGACCAUUGAUGGUCUGUUGCGAAAACAUGCUUCUGAAGAUGGCGAUAUACCUAUGGUCGGAUAUCCUGCGACGGGUGCGUCGGAUUAUGAGGUUCACACUGUCAAGGCCAUCGACAGAUAUACGGAUGCGGCUUGUUGGUGGUAUCAAAAGCAGGGGUUGCAACCAGCAGAUCCGGACUUGCGUAAAGCACCAGUGGUUGCUCUUCUCACCCCUUCUUGCCUGGACGCAAUCAUAUCGUUCUUCGCCCUCAACCGACUUGGGUGGGCCGUGCUCUUCCUUUCCACUAGGCUAACAGCCCCGGCAUAUGCGAGCCUGAUGAGACUGGCGGACUGUUCAAUCAUUGUGGCCCCUCCAGCAUACGAUCCUGUCAUAGCUGAGAUGCGCUUUGAACUAGAGAUCAGAUCGUUAUCACGAAUCAACCAAGAAGAUUACCGUGCAAAUGCCGACAUUCCCAGAUUCUUCCGACACUGUGACAACGAGAAGGAAUCGAAGAAGGUCGCGUGGAUCAUCCACUCUUCCGGCUCAACAGGCUUCCCGAAGCCAAUCUUCAUCACCAAUUUUGGAUGUCUAGCCAACUGGCAGAAAGGCCUGGGCUUCAGGUCGUUUACCGUCUCUCCACUUUUCCAUUCCCAUGCCCUCAUGGAAUUCGGCAGAGCCAUCUACGCAAAGAGGCCCAUGUUCUUUGGUAAUCACCAAAUGCCAGUCACCAGGCAGAAUCUUCUUGCAGCGUUGAGGGUCGCUAAGCCGGAAAUGGUCUGUGCUGUCCCUUACGUGCUCAAGCUCCUGGCCGAGCAGGAUGAGGGAAUUGCUGAGCUUGCAAAGGCAAAGAUUGUCAUGUACGGUGGCAGUGCUUGUCCUGAUCCACUGGGAGACGAAUUGGUUUCGAAAGGCGUAUUCCUGGCCGGAAACUACGGUGCCACAGAAACCGGGUUUAUCAUGAACUCCUUCCGACAACCCGGAGACAACGAAUGGAAUUAUCUCCGGCUACACAAACCAGUGGCAGACCACGUCUUGAUGGACGAAAUCUCUCCCGGUAUCUUCGAAUGUGUCGCAUUACAGGGAUUGCCUUCCAAGGUGGCUGUCAAUACGGAUAAUCCGCCAAACGCAUUCAGAACGAAGGACCUGUUCAUGCGGCACCCCGAUCCUCUGAAAUCGAACUACUGGAAGUAUGUGAGUAGACUUGACGAUCGCCUAACGCUGGUCAAUGGCGAAAAGGUCCUCCCCAUACCCAUCGAAGGCCACAUCCGGAAAAGUGAGCUGAUCAAAGAAAUCGCGGUCUUUGGUGCUGGGAGGACGGUACCAGGCGCUAUUAUAUUCAAAAGCGAGCAAUCAGCGAAAUCGAGUGACGAGGACUUCCUCGACAAAAUAUGGCCUCGGAUCGAAGAAGCCAACAGGCAAGCCGAGACCUUUUCACGCAUUCCUCGGGACCUCGUUAUCGUCCGACCAUGCGAUGAGAUCUACCCCCGAACAGACAAAGGAACCAUAAUCCGAGCCCAGCUAUAUGUGCAAUACGGGGACAUGAUCAACCAGGCAUACGACCGCUUCGAGUCGGGUGUAACAGAGAAGAGCGACCAUCUCCUGCAACUCGACAUUCCACAGCUGGAAGACUACCUCUUGCGCAAAUUUCGCCACGGUCUUGGCACCCCUCUUGAGUCUGUAGAUGCAGACAUCUUCUCCGCUGGCGUCGACAGUCUCCAGACCACGCGCAUCUGGAACAUGAUUAAGAAAGAGCUUGACCUCGGCGGAAACCAGGCCAAACUCUCGCAGAACGUUGUCUUCGAGCGGGGCACAGCUCGAUCUUUGGCACGACACUUGUACAACUUGAGAUGCGGCAUCGACGAAGCUGAGCCGGACCCGGACCAAGCCGAGAUCAAGAUCAUGCAAGACUUGAUAGAGAAAUACUCCGACUUUACACCGCACGAUCCAACGAACAAACCUAAUGUACUCACCAAGACCGUGCUGCUUACAGGCGUGACCGGUGGCCUCGGGUCGGUUCUUCUGUCCAAUCUUCUGAAACGCAGCGAUAUUAGCAGAAUAUACUGCUUGGUGCGCGCCAACUCGCCCACUGCCGCGCACGAUCGCGUCAUGUCAGCCCUGAGAUCGCGAGACCUUCUCCACCUUAGGCUUCAGGACGCCGAAGCGAAGAUUAUCGCCCUCCCAGCUGACCUCAGCCUACCAACGCUCGGCAUGGAGCCAACUACGCUUGAAAGCAUGCUCGACUGUCUAACACACAUCAUUCAUAGCGCCUGGGCGGUCAACUUCAACCUGCCCCUCCUUUCCUUUGAACCACAGCAUGUCCGAGGCGUGUACAACCUAUUACAGCACGUCGCGCUACGGACCACGCACAGCCAACCAGCCGAGUUCUAUUUCUGUUCGAGUGUGUCUGCGGUAAGUGGAACACCUAAGCCCGCGACCAUCGCCGAGACACAAGCCAUGGAUCUGUCAUGUGCACAGCGCAUGGGCUACGGACGCAGCAAGCUUGUUGCGGAACGAAUUACGCAUAUGGCUAUGCAGCGCACAGGAUGCAUGGCAAGGGUUCUGCGUAUCGGCCAGCUGGCUGGUGACACGAGGCAAGCUGUGUGGAACGAUACCGAGGCGAUCGCGCUGAUGGUGAGGUCUGCAUUACCUGAGAGUGCAGGCUGUCUGCCACUGCUAGAUGAGAGGCCCAGUUGGCUGCCUGUGGAUAUGGCGGCUGAGGUAAUUGAGGAGUUGGCCAUUCCCAAGGUAAAUGAAACUCAAAGGGCCAAGUAUGAUGCAGAUCUGGUCUAUCAUGUGCUCAAUCCAAAGACGUUCAGUUUUGGAGAAGAGUUGAUACCGGUGCUGCAACGACAUCCAGCAUUCCCGAGGUUUGACGUGGUUAGUCCGAGGAUUUGGCUAGAUCAGCUCAAAGCAAGUGACGCCGACGUGAAAAGGAAUCCAAGUCGGAAGUUGAUUGAUUUCUGGGAGGGAAAGUAUGGGCGUAGUGAGGAGAAACAGGACUUGGAUGCCCAGGCAGGUGAGGUAGACCACGACGCAGACAAGGGCUUGAAGUUUGAGACGGCCCAGACUAUCAGAGAUAGCAGCGUCCUUGGGCAGGUUGAAGAUCCAGUGAGUGAUGGGCUCAUGGAGAGGAUCGUGCAUGUUUGGAUGCGAAAAUGGGAGGCGCAGUACGGCCAAGUAUAG
Molecule: messenger RNA, 3273 nt
Organism: Cladophialophora carrionii CBS 160.54
Lineage: Eukaryota; Fungi; Ascomycota; Eurotiomycetes; Chaetothyriales; Herpotrichiellaceae
Exons: 2
Coding region: 1-3273 (1090 amino acids)
Source: RefSeq, a predicted model, not a curated record